This is a messenger RNA of Guillardia theta CCMP2712, 585 nucleotides long. RefSeq lists its product as hypothetical. Lineage: Eukaryota; Cryptophyceae; Pyrenomonadales; Geminigeraceae. The record is from RefSeq and is a predicted model, not a curated record. The transcript has a single exon. Bases 1 to 585 code for a protein of 194 amino acids.
AUGGAUGGGACUGUGAAAAGUGCAAGACUGAGCGUGCUCAGGACUCUCCACAUGUUACUAAAACUGUUAGUCCAAACAUCUCCAGAAUGUUUGGAGACCGGGCAUGUCGAAGACAUUCCGGUAUUGAUGAAAGAAUGUCUCGUUUAUGCUUCCUUCUUGUGCGUCAGAAAAUUCAUGGAAUUGUUCGGCAGAGAGCUGGUCUUAGGUUCGGCAUACCUCGACGAGACGUUCGCGACCAUUAGGGAGAAAUUGAUGAAGACCAGUCAGCAGAUGACUCGACUGCCAGUGCUCUCCCAAUCCGUCGAACCUUCUGGACCUCAAGGCAGGCAGACACCUUGCCGAGAGCUCCUCGAGGUUUUGUUUUGGCUGCAGCAAAUGGACGAUGAUUGUCACGAGGUCGUGCUUGAGCUUCUUCCAGCCCUCGCCAGCUGCUUCAGUGGAACAUGCGAAGCAGAUUCACACGACAUCGCACUGAGCUCUGCUUUUCAACAUUUCCUCAGCCGCCUCCGAAUCCAAGGUCAUGAAUUCUUCCAUCCUAACGAUCAGGAGAAAAUUCGGAACGUCAAUCAACUUCUUUUGAUCUGA